UGACGAUCGAAGCCUUCAGUGCACUCGAGGCUUUUCAGCGUACUUUGGGUUUCCCUGAUAUUUUUGCCACCUUUCGGUAUCUAUAGGGGCAAACGUACUACAACAGAUGAUUGUCUAUGCUUGACUGCCUGUCGCACCCUUCGCAUUCCUUGUCGAAGGAUCGAAACCAAGUCACAUUGACCCAUCGUGUUGAACCCCUCCAUACCCCACCAUUCCACCCAAAGGAGACCUCGCAACAUUACGCAUCAACCGUUUGUCCGAUAUCUCGCCUAAACGUAUUUUUUGCAAACCGAGCUAUCAUGGCCAGCAGACAGUUACGCAAGAUCCGGAAACAGCAAGAGCUGUUGAGCCUCCAGAAUGGCGCUGCCGAUAAAAGUGAAGAAGAAUCCGAGGAUGAACCGAUCGUCGCAAGACCUCGGGCCAACAUGUUCUCGGGGUUUGCCGCUCUAGGAGACGAGGGCGACGAUGGAAACGAUGACGAGGACCAGAAGAGCGACGAGGAAGAUGCUCGGCAGGCAGCACACCAGGAGCAAAUAGUGGAAGAGGCAGAGCCCGCCAAGAAGACCAAGAAGAAGCAGAAAAAGAAAAAGAAGAAAGGCAAACAGGCCGGGCAGCCAGCGCCAGCCCAAGACGAGCGCGACUCCGUCGAUGAGAUAGACCGGGUGCUUGAAGAGCUCAAACUCGAGUCCCAGCAACCGGGUGAUGUUGUCGAAACCCCAGCGGGGGGCGAAUCCGCCAACGAGCUCAACGAGCUUCUACGUAUCAACUUCCAGCAUCUCAAGGCCGUGAACGAGAUGCGAAGGGUCUUUGGCAAGGCCAUGGACGUGGCCGAAGUUGAGGAGCGCACUCAGGAAAACCGACAGCGCGGGCUGCCCCAGAAUGUCGACCUUGAGACUUUCCUCAGUGCUCGCGCUGCCCACCCAGGCCAGGGGUCCCAGAACAACAAGAGCAUGUUUGACACUAUUUUGCGCACGAAUCCGUUCAUUGACGGCAAGAAGACUUGGCCCCGCGGCACGGCUCAGGGGCUUAAGAUGAUUCGCGUCACCGAGGGAUCGCAGGACGAAGUCGAAUUCGCCUUUGCACACGAUAAAACCUACGACGCCUUGGAAGGCAGCUUCUUCGGCUUGGUCCAGAUGUACGACCCCAUGCAGAUCGUCCACUUCUUGUACAGGUACCCGUACCACGUCUCCUCGCUUAUCCAAGUGAGCAAGGUCGCUCGUCAGGAUCAAAACUCUGCCUUGGCAGCAGACCUCAUCGAGCGCGCCCUCUUCACCUUUGGCCGGGUCAGCCUCAGCGAGUUCCGCAAGAAGCUGGAAAAGGGCCAGGCCAGGAUGAGCUUCUCCAGACCUGAGAACCGCCAGUUCUACCUGGCCGGCUACAACCUUAUCCAAAAACUAGUGCUGAAGGGCACCUACCGGACAGCACUCGAGUGGGCCAAGCUCUUCCUGAGUAUCAACCACGACGACCCCUACGGCAUGAUCAACUGGAUCCACGUCCUUGCCAUCCGUGCCCUCGAGGCUAAGUGGUUCAUCAAGUUUUGCAGCUCGGACGCCCUCACCAACGCAAGCAGCACCUACGCCAAGCAGACCCUCCCCCUCGCCCACUUCCAGCUCGGCGACACCGCCGCGGCCAAGUCCACCCUCAUCAAGGGCAUGCAAGCUCUUCCGUGGCUCUAUUGCGCCCUCUUUAGCGCUCUCAACCUGGAUACCCCCAGACCGAUCUGGGGCAUCCAGCCGCGCAACGAAGACGAGGCGCUACACACCGAACUCUAUAUCCACACCGCCAAGGACCUCUGGAACACCCCGCAGCACAUUAGCCUCCUCCAGGACGCCGCGGCGUCCGUAUCGAUCCCGCCCAACUACGCAUCCGCCCUGGGCCCUCCACCGGCCGUCUCGCUGGCGACGGCCCGCUUCAUCUACCUCGACAACACGCCAGCGCUCAUGUCGGCCGUCCCGCGCGGGAUGCUGCACACGGCCGUGCCCAACUUCGACUUCGACCCGCUGCCGCCGCCCGAGGAGGCCAACACGUUCUCGUCCGAGACCCAGCGGCUGCCCUGGCGCGUCACCCAGGCCGAGCGCGCGCGCUCCGCCGUCGGCCAGCUGCCCGGGAUGCGCGCGGCGAUUGCGCGGCUGCGGGAGGAGAUCGAACGCGAGGUCGAGGAGCGCGUGCGCAGGCGGCCGCACCUCGCGGGCGGCGGCGAGGCGGGUGGUGACGGCGUCGAUGAUGACGGGCAAGAGGACGACGGCGCGGCUGACGAGGCCGCGGCCGAGGCGGAGCAGCGCAGGCGGUUCUUGCCCAGGGAGUCGCCGGCGCCGGGGAUCAUGAACUACCUGAGAUACGUCAUGAACGGGAACUUGGAGGUGGUCGAUCAGCUAGAGGAGUGGCAAGCACCGACCGGCAUGCCCGGGGGUUGGGGUCAGGGGGAGGGCUGGGAAGAGGAGGAUGAUUUCGAAGGCGUGGACGAGUUCGAGGGCCCGGACGAUUUCGAGGGAGGAGGGUAUGGAGAUGAGGCGGAUAGAGGAUAGGUAGUGGCUUCAACGCCCCGUACUGUGUGGCAUGAUUGGUAUGUUGCGGUAUGUUGCGGGAGUAUGUAUAUACCUAGCCGUAACAGUGUGGUCGGGCAGAUGAUAUACCGAGAUUGGGCCUUGGGAGAUGGGGUUUACGGGCCCGCAAAGUUUUAAAUAAAAGCAUAACCUCCGUGGUUCAUUGAUCCGAAUGUGCGUGUCCGAUGCAUAUCUUCUUCGAU
This is a messenger RNA of Thermothelomyces thermophilus ATCC 42464, 2746 nucleotides long. RefSeq lists its product as uncharacterized. NCBI's taxonomy places the organism in Eukaryota, Fungi, Ascomycota, Sordariomycetes, Sordariales, Chaetomiaceae. Gene Ontology annotation, cellular component: RQC complex. The coding region runs from base 300 to 2525 and encodes 741 amino acids. Gene Ontology annotation, biological process: ribosome-associated ubiquitin-dependent protein catabolic process; rescue of stalled cytosolic ribosome. The record is from RefSeq and is a predicted model, not a curated record. The transcript has a single exon.